AUGGUUACUAGUAAUUUUUUUUGGAGAAUCAAUGUAACUUUUUAACGAAACAUAAAAACUAUUUUAACACAUGUUUCAAGCGUCAUUUUCUCCAUAAAAUAUAAUAGAUCUUAAUGUCUCUUUAAUAAAUUAUUAUACAUAGAAUAUUUAUCAACGAAUACUGUCUGCUCAGUAAGCGAUUCACUAAAAAGCCUAUUUAUGUUCAAAAGGUUCAUAAUGGCUUACAUUUUAUUCGCGAGAUGUUUGUGAAGAGUUACACUUAUUCGUGAUUAGUACGUGAUUUAUUAGCAGCUUGUGAUUUGCGAAUGUUUGGUUUGCGUUACAUUAUGUAUUUUGAAGAUAAAAUAGCACUGACUAUUUUAAUAAUACAAUUAUCUUUAUCUUUUCUAAAAUUUUUAUGAAGAAAAUAAUAUUUUCAUCAAUAAUAGUUCGAGCUCAUUGAAUAUAAAUUUUGGUGUCGUACAGUUCAUAAUUUGAAAAUUGACUCUUAUAUAAUUAAAAUCGAAAAAGACUUUUAUAUGAUAAAAAGUUUUCUCAAAAUAUCAAAAAGUACUUGUGAAAAAUAUAAAUACGAAAUUUUACGAAAUUAUACAAGAUUUUGGGAAAAUAAUUUUGUUAAAAUUGAAAGUCAUCUCUCGGUAUUUAAUGAGAUAAAUUAGGCUGAAUUAUUAUUCGGGAAUUGAGCAUCUUACAAAAAAAUUUUAUUCUACAUUUUUCAUUAUAUAAAAUAUUUUUCUUGUUGAUUAUUUAUAUGUAUUCAGUACGAAAUUAUCCAAUUUCAAACUCAAUUUUUUUUUAAAACGGCUGUAAUAAAAAGAUUUUAUUCUUUCUUUUCAAUUCAUUUUUUCAUCACUAGUUACAGGACGCUCUGUAUAUUUUUUACAGAUGCUACCAUAUGAGUGGGGAAUACAAAAAACUCCGUAUAGUCCAAGACCUGACAUCGUCGCAGAUACAAUGAGGCGUAAAAUUAAUCGCGAGUUAACUGUACUUUCAAAUGAUAUCUCAACAAUUGAUCCUAUACGCAUGAAGGAAGUUGAUGACCUAUUUAAAAUUGUGCAAAUUCAUCGUAGUCAAUACAAAGACCGCACUGGCAGUUUUCAUCCUUUAGCUUUUUUCAAGCCCGAUUCUUACAUGUAUCAAAAUGCACCAGGAAUGACGGAAUCGUAUGUCUCGAAAUAUCCAACAAGUUAUGUUAAAUAUAAAAUUCCCAUAGUUUUGCCAUUGACGUAUGAAAGAAGGAAACAAACGCCAUACAUUCCAGAUUUAUCUCUUUCUGGCAUAUAUAAUAAAUCUAGCUGCAUUGCUUAUAAACGAUAACUUCCCACAAUGAUACCUAUUAAUAUAUUCAGAUAUUAAAUUUUGAAACUGUUAUCAUUUGUAAAAAAGAAAACGAUCAUACUAUAAUAAACUUGGGCACAUUUUAAAACUUAAAGCCUUUAUUUUCAAAAAAAUAUCGCUCAUUUUAGACUAACAUGUUUUUACAUCACAGAUAGAAGAUACUUUUUUCACAAAACGUUUUAUCAUCAAAUUAUAAGUAAAUACGGAUGUAUAUUAUUAAAUAAAUAAAUUGUAUAUUAACGUAUUACAUAUGUACAAGGUAGAAAGUAAAGUUUGUAUCAUUCAAGGUCAAAAUUUUGUUUUAUCUAUUUAUCUAUUUACGAUAGUUCUCUUGAAAAAUGGUAAAAAAAUUUUAACACUGCUGAGAGUUGCCUAACAAUAAACGAUUUUAUUCUGAACGAGUGGUGGUUCACAGCUACCUGAAAUUUUGAUUCUGUGUGAUAUAUCAUUUAAUUAUUUACUGAUACUGCCAUAUCUUAUCAUUCCAUUUAUUAUGAAAGCCAUAAUUUAUUAGAGAAGCAACUCUCAUCAAGCGAAAUAUUACAAACGUAAACGAAAUAGGUGAAAAUCUGCUGCAGUUGACAUAAAGCGGACCAUAAUCAAAUGAUAAAAUUAACUCGAAAUAUACGUCAUUAACAUUAUAUGUCCGCACCACUGCACCGAUUAAAAUGAUAAAUGAUUAUUAAAUUUUUUUGCCAUUUUUUAAGAAAACUAUUAGGUUGAUUCCUCGGAAAAAUUUCAUCUUCGUGGCGAGUAGAAUACAAUACAACUAAAAAGAAUUCUGAUCUUGAAAUUCAAAGUCAAGAUCAAUUUUGCGACAGGUUCAUUAUAUGUAUCUCCAUCAAAUCGAAGAUGUAAAAUUCAUCUAUAAUAACUUGGUACAAACUUGUCUUUCCAUCCUAUAUAUAGAAAACCUAUAAAUAAAUAAUUAUUAGUCGAUGAAUUGAUUUAAUGAAAUCAAAGAAUUAUAAAAUAACGUAACAAUUAGUUCAAAAUAAGAAUAAUUAAUAGAAAAGUUUUAUUUUGUAUUUGACAUUUAUUUUUAUUACGUAAAAUUUCAUAAUAUUAUAUACAUGUAUUAAUAAUCAUACAUUUCUGCCAUAUUAUUAUUAAAUUAGAUAGAAAUUAUUAUUAAAUUUAAUAUAGAUAAUUAUUAUUAAAUUUAAAUUAUUAAAUUUAAAUAGAUUAUAA
Molecule: messenger RNA, 2529 nt
Organism: Heterotrigona itama
Lineage: Eukaryota; Metazoa; Arthropoda; Insecta; Hymenoptera; Apidae
Source: the annotation of a GenBank genome assembly